Molecule: messenger RNA, 1904 nt
Organism: Amborella trichopoda
Lineage: Eukaryota; Viridiplantae; Streptophyta; Magnoliopsida; Amborellales; Amborellaceae
Product: putative hexosyltransferase MUCI70
Source: RefSeq, a predicted model, not a curated record
CGAGCGAGUACUUGUACAGUGUGCCCCCGCGGCCGAUCUCAACCAGAGUGAAAGACGAGAAACAAGAAACCAGGCUUCAUUGAUGAUGCAGAACAUGGGUCUCAAGGCACGAUUUCUCAACUCAUUAGAUCCCCAAAUGGUGUUUCAGUUCAUAGCCACCGUCCAUUUCGAGAUAGACAAUCACUUGGGUUAACGACAAUCGCUGAGGUUUCCUGAAAGGCAAUGAGUUUGAAGAUUAGACUGUGAAUCUUGCUUAACCCAUGUCCAAUGGAUAGUGAAGUUACCCGUUCUAAUUCUUUAAGAACAGUUCGUAGAAUCGAGAGAGGUUCUGAAAGCCAAAAGAUAAGAGAUGCCGACUAUAGUCCAGCUUUUUCUCAGAGAUCAUCUCAAGAUUCUCCCUUGAAGUUUGUUUCGAGGAGGAGCUUUCUGCGUUUUAGUCUUGUAGUCUUGAUUCUCAUUUCUCUGUUAAUUAUAAUAUGGUCAUGCCAAGCAGCUGUAUUUGUUUCUUCAGGUCAUUGUAGAAGGGACAGCAAGAUGUUUGGUUUACUGGACACUAUGGGGCUUCUGCCAAAACCAAUGCACCGUUGUCCAAUUCCCCUCGCCAAUGACCCAGAAGCUAUAGUCAUUCCAAAACACAGUACCCCUAAGACAUUGCCUCAGAAACUCUCUUACAUUUUGGAGGAUGAGUCUUUUAAUGGUGAUCCUUUGUUUGGUGGACGUCAAACUUGGGAGGAAAGAGAUGAGAGUUUCAAGUUAAAUACAACUAUGAGGGUGCACUGUGGUUUUAUGAAACAUGGUGGGGCGGAGAUGGAGGCAAUGGAUGUUAAAUAUGUCAAGAAAUGCAAGUUUGUGGUGGCUUCUGGUAUUUUUGAUGGUUACGAUACCCCCCAUCAGCCAUCAAAUAUCAGCACUCGGUCGAAGAAGCUCUUUUGCUUUCUUAUGGUGGUGGACGAGAUCUCCUUUACUAACAUUACAAAAACUGAUGCUGUCACAGAGGACAGUGAUGGUGGAAAAUGGGUGGGGAUUUGGCGUCUUAUCGUACUUCACGAACCUCCUUAUGAUGAACCCAGAAGGAAUGGGAAGGUGCCUAAAAUCUUAACGCACAGGCUGUUUCCUCAAGCCCAAUAUAGCAUUUGGAUUGAUGGAAAAAUGGAACUUAUUGUUGACCCUCUACUUAUUCUUGAACGUUACUUGUGGCGAGGAAGGAACACAUUUGCCAUCUCCCAGCAUAAGCACCAUCGGAGUAUAUAUGAGGAGGCUGAUGCAAACAAGAGAAGGAAACGUUAUGCCAGGCCUCUGAUCGACUUGCACAUGAAAAUCUAUGUAUAUGAAGGAAUGGAAGCAUGGAGCCCAAAAAAAAGAACACCCAGUGAUGUUCCAGAAGGGGCCAUCAUCAUCCGAGAGCAUACGCCGAUGACUAACUUGUUCAGCUGCCUGUGGUUCAAUGAGGUGAACCUCUUCACACCAAGGGACCAGCUGAGUUUUGGCUACGUUGUAUACAGGUUGAAAGGCGCAUUCAAAUUCUUUAUGUUCCUGAAUUGCGAAUACAAUUCCUUGUUCAUAUUGCACAGGCACACAAGAGAGCAUUCUUCCAAGGUCGAAUGGGUGAAAAAUGUAACGGAACUCGAGAAAAACUCAAAAAUGAAAGAAAGCAAGGGAGGGUUGGGGCUCUGGACUCCAUAUCCUGGGGAUUUAGCCUCAGUGGAAAUCCCCCCUGCUCCUCACAUAAAAGAGUAAAGAAUUAAAGAGUAGAGAUGUCUUCCAUUUUGUGAAGUUCUUUUUAUUUUCUCGGUAGGUAAUUUUCAGGAGGAAAGCUGUAAAUUAUUUCCAGAUGUGUCAUGAUGGUGAACUGGGUAUCGUCAUUCUUUACAGUAUUUAAUUUAUUGAUUAUUUCUUCCUGCUAA